Messenger RNA from Tachysurus vachellii, 5387 nucleotides. It is a transcript of the gene igsf3, whose product is annotated as immunoglobulin superfamily, member 3. Lineage: Eukaryota; Metazoa; Chordata; Actinopteri; Siluriformes; Bagridae. The transcript is spliced from 9 exons. Bases 780 to 3905 code for a protein of 1041 amino acids. The record is from RefSeq and is a predicted model, not a curated record.
ACUGCGGCGUGAGGCGCACGAGACUAAACCCAGAACUGCGUGUGUAUAUAUUAUAUAUAUUAUAUAUAUCCACACAUCCACAUACACUGGGUUUUCGUUGUCAUUGACAGCAGCUCGAAAGUGAAAAUGGGUUGUGCGACCUUAGGUGGGCGCUUCAUCUCACUGCUCUGCUGCUGAAGGUGAGGCGUCGCAGGAGGAGCAAGGAGCAUCUCCACACACACACACACACACACACACACGCUUAUUUAUAUACAUGCACACACCAGCUCCUGAACUGCAAAACGCGGCGCAGCUGUAAAGGUGCUCUUUAGCAUCCGGACAUUUCCUGACCAUAAAGGUACCUCUGUUCUCAAGGAGUCGUCAUUCAUCCACUUUUCCCCCUUCUACAAACUGCUGUGUUUCCUCUCGCGCGUGGGCAGCAGCUGUAGCGUUUAUAGACGUGUUUUUGGAAAGACGCUUCAACACGCAAGACUCACUACUGGAUAUAAUCUCACACGAAGAGGAGGAUAUAUUAUUGGUGUCUAAACUGUAGACACGCGCAUAGACACAUAAAGGGAUAUUAGUGUGUGUUUUUUUUUUUUACCAGGACCGACAAAGCAGCGUUCGAGAGAGAGAGAGAGAGAGAUAGAGAGAGAGAGAGACGUGUUUUACGGACCAGGAGCUGAAAUCUCGGGUUGAAGGGAUUACAGUAGGUGUCGGUGCUGGAGCUGCAGUGAGGAGAAGGAAGUUUGAGUUGAGCUCGUUUGGGAGCGACACUGAGACAGAAACAUUCCCCAGCGAUGGAUAGCAAAUGGUUCAUUAUUAUAACCUGUGUGCUUUUGGCAGGCAGGAGUACGGCUCAGAGGGUAGUGUUGGUGCAGCCCGGACCUGUGGUGCGAACCGAGGGCUCCCACGCGACCAUCUGGUGUAACGUAACUGGCUACAGAGAGGGAGUGGAGCAGGACUUCGAGUGGUCAAUGUACCUCGAUACAGCUCCGGAUCGAGAGAUCCGCAUCGUCAGCACGGCCCAACCCAACUACGCCUACGCUGUCUAUGCCCAGCGCGUCAAUGCCAAAGAGAUCUACAUAGAGAGACUGAGCGGGGACUCCGCCCUUCUGCACAUCACCAAGCUGCAGGCCAAGGACCAGGGCGUUUUCGAGUGCUACACACCAAACACAGACGGCCAUUACCUGGGCACCUACAGCGCUCGAACCAACCUUACCGUGAUCCCGGACACUCUGUCUGUCACCUCGACCACUCAGACACUGUCCAAAGUGGAAGGGGACACGCUGCUUCUGAGCUGUGAGGUAACACGCCAAACGUCUCAGCACACACACGUUGCAGUCGGCUGGUAUGUGCGCUCCCUGGACGAGCCGUCUGCCGCGCCUAGGGACCUUGUCACCCUGACGCGGGACAUGGUACUGAGACCGGGAACGUCAUACCGCCAGCGUCUGUCCUCCGGAGAUGUGCGGCUGGACAAGACUAGCAGCACAUCCUACCGACUCACCAUUUACAGCCUACAGCCCACAGAUCAGGGCCAGUACUACUGCGAGGCAUCAGAGUGGAUCCAGGACCCUGAUCGCUCCUGGUAUAGCAUGACGCGCAAGCAGUCUGACAAGACAAUGGUCAAAGUUCAGCCCACAGAUCGGGACUUUAGUAUCCAAGUGACAACAGAUCGCCGGGCCUACACGGCAGGUGAGCCGCUGGAGCUCCGCUGCACCAUAGAUGCUCAGAAUGUUGCUGAGCGUUACUUCUCGGUGUCGUGGGUCUUCAGCAGCUCGUCUAUAGCCGUGGUGGGGCCCAGCGCUGUGCCCGUGCUGGGGGCAAACUACGUGCAGCGUGAGGCCACUGGCCUCAUGACCGUUCGUAAAGAGAGUCCAGCUAUCCACCUACUCAAACUGCAGCGCCUGCUUCCUGAGGAUUCUGGGAAAUACAUCUGCAGAGUGACUGAGAGAGAGAAGACGCCCACCGGAGAGUUCAUCGAUCGAAGCAAGCGCUCCCGUAAUGUUCAGAUCACCGUGACUCCCCUGAGCAGUAACAUUAGCAUGUCACUGACCAGCAAUUCCUCCGAGGUGUUGGAGGGAGAGAACAUCCACUUGACAUGCUUAGCGCAUUCCGCAGUCGGGGCUCUGUCCGUCGUCUGGCAGUGGACAGACAAGGAUGGCAGCGCCCCUGCUGUUGACCUGGCGUCGGUGGACCGCUUUGGCACCGUACAGCUUGGAUCCAGUUACCUGGAGCGGCACAGCUACGGGGAGGUCCACGUGGAACGGAUCCGAUCGGACACCUUCACCCUCUCCCUGUACAAUGCCUACCCCACAGACGAGGGGGAGUACCGCUGCAGUGCCACCGAGUGGAUACAAAGCGGCAGUGCGCCAGACUGGGAGUGGCAGCAGAUCGGAGACAACACAGCCACCACUGCCAUAUCAGUGAGAUCUGUCGAGUCGUCUUUCUUUGUGUCCGCCUCAUCACGCACUCCCAGCGUGACCUUCGGUGACUCCUUCGACCUGCAGUGCAUUGUGAAAUCCCGCCACAGCCCUGGCAUCCCCGCCUCUGUGACGUGGCGCUUCCAGCCGUCCGAGGGUGCCAGCGAGCUGCGAGACGUGGUGACGUUCACGCGUGACGGCACGCUGCAGUGGGGCGAGCAGACCCUGGGCCUCGGUACACGCACCUCGGUGGACCGAACACGCAACAACACCAACUUCCGUCUCAGUGUCACCCGAGCUGGGCGCAAAGAAUCUGGGACGUACCAGUGCGCCGCCAUCUUGUACCGCAGAAAUUACGACGGCACUUGGAAGAUCAUCGCUAACCGCACUUCUAACCUGCUGGGCAUCAACGUACUGCAGCCAGUGAGCAAGCUGAGAAUGCACAAGGUCAACCAGAGCCUCCAGUUUGUCGAAGACAGCCGUGUGCGCCUCAACUGCUCCAUUGCGUCCCAGACAAGUGCCGAGUCCCAGCACGCCGUUCUGUGGUAUGCACGGAAGGGUGCUGCAACUGAGCCUGACGAGCUGCUGUUGAAGAUCGAGCGCACCGGGGCGUUUGAGUAUGGUGCGUACGCUGAGGAGGAGCGCCUACGCAGCCGUGUACAGUGUGAACGCCUCUCGCCAAGCCUCUAUGGCCUCACACUGCACCGCGCCGAGAUCAGCGACUCCGGAACCUACUACUGCCUAGUGGAGGAAUGGCUCACUGAUCCCGACGGAGUGUGGUAUCGCCUGGCCCGUGACUCCUCUGGCUUUACACAUGUAGUGAUCAAGCAGCCAGUCGCCAAACUGCAGGUGGAAGAGACUGAGUCGAACAUCUCGGUGUCUGAAUAUGGAUCAGUUCGUUUGGGCUGCAGCAUACCCUCUCAGUCCUCCAAAGACUCACGCUUCUCUGUGUCAUGGUACGUGUCCCGUUCGGAGAGUGAAGGUGAACGGGAGUGCGUGUUCUCUAUCGGCCAUGACGCUGUGUUCGGCAAUGGGAACUGCAGUCCUAUGGAGGAGCCAGGCCACAACUCCCGACUGCAGUUUGAGCGCACUACCUCAGACCUCUACAGCCUGACCAUUCAAAGAGCACGUUCAGGAGAUGCAGGAAAAUAUUACUGUCAUGUAGAGGAGUGGCUCCUGAACCCACGCAACGCCUGGUAUCGCCUCACUACAAACAACUCCGGAGCUACCGUCGUUAAUAUUCUUGAGAAAGUCUCCACCCUGCAGUCAGUGGUGUGCUCCAACAACUCGCUUUUCUAUUUCGUAUUCUUCUACCCCUUCCCCAUCUUUGGUAUCUUGCUCAUCGCUGUUCUGCUGGUGCGCUACAAGAGCCGGAGUUCCAGCAAGAAUCAGGAAGGCAAGAACGGUGCGCCGUUGCUCUGGAUCAAAGAACCUCACCUGAGUUACUCCCCCACCUGCCUGGAUCCCCCUGCUCUCAGCCUCCACCCAGGCUCUGUGGAGUAAAAGGGGCAAAAAGAAUGCCCUUCAUUACACAUCCUCUGUCACACUCUCUUUCUCUGUUUUUUUGCUAUCUCUCCUGUUCCUCAGGAGCACUAUGGGCUCCUGACUCAGCCGUUUUAACCCCUCCAUAUGGCUGUCUGAACACCUACUCAGUUGACAUGGUCAUGGCUGCAGUGGCUGCCAGAGGAAAAGCCUAGACGUUUCGGUUCGAUUGUUUCUUUGAAGGAUUUUCUUUGUAUCGUUCUCACGCUUCACUAUCUGGACUUAUCAUAAUCUUAUGAUAAAGGAUGAAGAACGUAUUCUGUAAAGGAUUACAUGUGAUUUUAUUCUUUCUUGUGAAUGUGUGGUAUGACCACUUUUUUUUUCCUUUUCAAAAUGAUGAAGGCUGGUGCUCACCUCUUCAAAAGCGUUAUUUGUUUUUGUUUACCUGGUUCUAAUUUCAGCAGACUGGCUACUCACAGCACUAGCCCAUGAACAUUUAUCAGGCACAUAUAGUGCACAUCCAGAAACGUGUGACUCCACCAGGUGAUAAAAUCUUGGAACAGAAGGCAGUGAUCUUACAUUCUUGACUAGGAGGGAGCCACAGAACUGAUCUCAGACCUGUCUCUGUUUGAACUUAUAACAGACGGUCAGAGAGAUGCAUCACCUCCUCCUGAGUCUAGAAACACUGCAUUUUGUAACAGACUCCUCCUCACUGCCAAAGACCCACUAACACUUGGCUGAUUCUCAGUGCUGAAGAUUGACAAUGUCCAUGUGCACAAACUAUGAACCAGUGUCCAUUACUCUCAUUCCACUACAGGACAACAUCAGAAAGAAGGACGCUACACAGUGAGAUUGUCGAAUUCCUGCUCUGACCUGUCGUUCCAUCACUAGAGUUCUGGAGUGGUAUGCGUUUGCUUUGUUUAACAUGUUUUUUAUUAUUAUUAUUAUUAUUAUUUUCUCUGUGAACGACAGUAAAACAGGGAAUUUCUAGUUAUUUCUUUAAGAUGACUCCAGACUGCUGGCCUCUAAGGUGUCUAAGCGAUGUGCUCAUGUGUGCUGUAAGAAACAUCGCAACGCUUCACCUCUUACUGUGAAUACUUCACCCAUCACCCAUAAACGUGUAGUGCUAAGCUGAGCAGAGACCGGGAUAAGAUUCUGAUGGAGUCCAGGUAAGUCUGUGGGUCUUGAACGUAGUGAGACGGUUCCUCUCCAUGCCUCCUCAGUUUUACACUACCUAUUGUAAACAAGAGACUGAGACCUGAGAGAGCCUGUUAAGACAUUUCUAAUACAUGGGACAAUCCUAGUGCCAAGACCUUGUCAUUGAUUUAUCUGUGCCCUGUAGGAACGUCCUCUAGGCUUAGAGUUACUAUGUAAAUGUGGCUUCCUAGCUCAUGCUAGAGAUUUAUGGAAUAUUUAUGUUCAAAGAGCUGUUCUUUCCACAGUGACUUUGAUUCUACAUUAAAUAUGUAUCAACAGCAAGAUAUAGAAAAUGACUAUAAAACU